Molecule: messenger RNA, 1459 nt
Organism: Bicyclus anynana (squinting bush brown)
Lineage: Eukaryota; Metazoa; Arthropoda; Insecta; Lepidoptera; Nymphalidae
Product: zinc finger protein 91
Exons: 2
Coding region: 102-1364 (420 amino acids)
Biological process (GO): regulation of transcription by RNA polymerase II
Cellular component (GO): nucleus
Molecular function (GO): RNA polymerase II transcription regulatory region sequence-specific DNA binding; zinc ion binding; DNA-binding transcription factor activity, RNA polymerase II-specific
Source: RefSeq, a predicted model, not a curated record
UUUAGUGUUUUUGUUUUGCUUUUGAAAUUAUCGCUAAAAUCCAAAUGCCGAUGGCAUAGUAAUAUUAUGUUUUUUUUGAUUGUGGAUUAUUUUGAUAAAUUAUGAUGGAAAACUAUGAAAAUCUAUAUAACUCAAUUUGCCGUUUAUGUUUAAGUUUUAAUGAUCGAAAAAAAAUGAUACCUUUAAUUGAUAAAAGCAACCCAGACGGCUUUACUCCUUAUGCAAAAGCCGUGUCAACUUUUGCCCACAUUAGUUUUACGAAUAAAGAUUGUCUUCCGAAGAAUAUGUGUCCAAAGUGCUUGUAUUUUUUAAAACAUGCCAUUCAAUUCAAACUGGUAACAGAAUUUAGUGAUAAAUGUUUAAAACAAUUGAAGAAACCAGUCGGAACCGAAAGUGAAAAUUUCAAACAAAAAAUUAUCGAAUUUACAAUGUUCAAGUUCUAUUUUCCCACCGAAUGCUUCAAAAUGAAAAGAGAGUGUUCCAUUAAUAAGAAAUACUCCAAAGGAAAGAGCAAAGCUACUGAUAGUUUGGAAGAAGAUGAAGAAAUUAAGGUUGAUCAAUUCAACUGUAACAAUGACAUGGAAAAUGAUAUUUUUGAGACCCUUGUUGUAGAAUCUGAUAGUGAGCAUCUAUCACAGAGGGAUGUUAAAAUAUUGGACGAAAUUGAGAAUAAAAUUGGGUCAAAUGUUUGUGAAAGUCCAAGUCCAGUCUUUAAAAGGAAGAAAAAAAGGAUGAAAAAUAAGGGUCUUAAAGCUAGAAUACAUAAGUUAGCAAUGAAACAUAAAAGCAUGCGGAAAACAAACUUGGUUUGCAAUGUUUGUAACAGAGUGUUGGCUAAUCAACUGACAUAUAAUCACCACAUGCAAAGGCACACUGGAUGCAGGUAUAUUUGUGAACAUUGUGGCAAAGGUUUUCCUGUUCUCAAUGAGCUCCAAGUUCACCAAGUAACAAAACAUGAUACUGGUCCAUACCUCCAAUGUUCACAUUGCCCCUUCAAAGCUCCUCGGAAAUUCGACUUGAUAGAACAUGAGCGAAUACAUUCAGGAGAGCGUCCAUAUACAUGUGAGAAGUGUGGAUUGACCUUCCGUAGAAGAGGCAUAUGGAGAAAGCACUUAAUAUACCACUCUGAGAAGAAAGUUCAAUGUCCCCAAUGCCCAAGAAAGUUCUUCCAAAGAAGCGACAUGUUAGCACAUGCAAAUAACAUCCAUGAUAGAACAUAUGUUUAUUCGUGCAGCAAAUGUGGUGCUACAUACACUAAAACGGAGACAGUGAGACGUCAUAUGACUGAGCGACAUGGUAUCCCCAGAGAGAUGCAAGGGAAAAUUAUAAGGCUUAACAAAGGGGCAAGCUAUCAAGAAUAUUAAUACUUUAUGUAGGUAAUGUUUUUAAGAUUUAUUUGAUGUCCUUUGUACUUACCUAUGUAAAACUAUUUAAAAUUAAAUAAUCAGAAAAAAAUUCA